UGCGACGCUCUGACAUCAGAACAAAGAUGGCUGCGUCCUGCAGACUUUCCCUCGUACCCUAAAUUUUUGCGCCUAGCUCGUGUCAGGUUUAGAGUCACACUCGGCCUUUCUCCAGCCAUGUUUUCUCUCCGAAAUUGCGGUCUCUGGGUCGCGGCUUCCCUCACCAAAAAGCGUGUUACGUUGGCCCGGUUCAGCGGUGACAGCGCGGCGCCCUUGGCUACGAAGUUUGACGUGAUAGUCAUCGGCGGAGGACAUGCCGGGACCGAGGCAGCCGCCGCUGCUGCUCGUUGCGGCUCCCGGACCCUGCUACUCACCCACCGCGUGGACACGAUCGGUCAGAUGUCCUGUAAUCCUUCCUUUGGUGGCAUUGGCAAAGGGCACUUAAUGAGGGAAGUUGAUGCCUUGGAUGGGCUUUGUUCUCGAAUCUGUGACCAGUCUGGUGUACAUUACAAAGUAUUAAACCGGCGUAAGGGACCAGCUGUUUGGGGUUUGAGAGCUCAGAUUGAUAGGAAACUCUAUAAGCAGAACAUGCAGAAAGAAAUCCUAAAUACACCACUGCUUACUGUUCAGGAGGGAGCUGUAGAAGAUCUUAUUCUUACAGAACCAGAGCCUGAGUACACUGGGAAAUGCCGUGUCAGUGGCGUGGUUUUAGCGGAUGGAAGCACAGUACAUGCAGAGAGCGUGGUUCUGACUACUGGGACGUUCUUGAGAGGCGUGAUUAUAAUUGGAUUAGAAAUGCAUCCAGCAGGACGUUUAGGGGAUCAGCCUUCCGUAGGGUUGGCUCACACUCUGGAGAAGUUGGGGUUUGUGGUGGGAAGACUGAAGACUGGGACUCCACCCCGAAUUGCCAAAGAGUCCAUUAAUUUCAGCAUUCUAAACAAGCAGACACCAGAUAAUCCAUCCAUACCAUUCAGUUUUAUCAGUGAGACAGUGUGGAUUAAGCCAGAAGAUCAGCUGCCAUGUUACUUGACUCACACCAACCCCAAAGUGGAUGAGAUUGUCCUUGAGAACCUUCACCUUAAUAGUCACAUUAAGGAAACUACAAGAGGACCCCGAUACUGUCCAUCCAUUGAAUCAAAGGUUUUGCGUUUUCCAAACCGUCUUCAUCAGGUUUGGUUGGAACCUGAAGGAAUGGAUUCUGACCUCAUCUACCCCCAAGGGUUAUCUGUGACGCUACCAGCUGAAUUACAGGAGAAAAUGAUCACAUGCAUCAAAGGCUUGGAGAAAGCUAAAAUGAUUCAGCCAGGUUAUGGUGUUCAGUAUGAUUAUUUAGACCCCCGUCAGAUCACUCCUUCUCUUGAGACUCAUUUGGUGCAACGGCUCUUCUUUGCUGGCCAGAUAAAUGGCACUACUGGUUAUGAGGAAGCUGCAGCUCAAGGUGUGAUAGCUGGAAUCAAUGCAAGUCUUCGGGUCAAACGCAAGCCUCCUUUUGUCAUUAGCCGAACAGAAGGCUACAUAGGAGUCUUGAUUGAUGACCUCACCACACUGGGUACCAACGAACCAUACCGCAUGUUCACGAGCCGAGCAGAGUUCCGUUUGUCACUGCGCCCUGAUAACGCCGACAGCAGGCUCACGUUCCGAGGGUAUGAGGAAGUUGGCUGUGUGUCCCAACAACGAUAUGAAAGAGCUUCUUGGAUGAAGUCUUCUUUGGAAGAAGGCAUUUCUGUGCUAAAAUCCAUUGAGUUUUCAAGUUCUAAAUGGAAAAAGUUAAUUCCAGAGGCUUCUAUAAGUAUUGGUAAAAGUCUGCCUCUCAGAGCUCUAGAUGUUCUGAAGUAUGAGGAAGUUGACAUGAAGUUAUUAGCCACAGCUGUUCCAGCGCCCUUGAAGAAGUACAUUACAUGUAGAGAACUAGCUGAAAGACUGAAAAUAGAAGCCAUUUAUGAAUCAGUGUUGUUCCAUCAGCAACAACAAAUAAAGGAAGUUCAGCAAGAAGAAGCUCUCCAACUGCCAAAAGACUUAGAUUAUUUGACUCUCAGAGAUGUGUCUUUGUCUUAUGAAGUUCGAGAGAAGCUACAUUUCAGUCGCCCAGAGACGAUUGGGGCUGCUAGUCGUAUACCUGGAGUGACACCUGCUGCCAUCAUCAAUCUGCUCCGAUUUGUGAAGACCACUCAGCAGAGACAGGCGGCUAUGGAUGAAUUGCCCAACACUGACCAAUACUUAUGCGAGACAGACAAACUGGAAGAAAGACAGUUAUAGCUUUGUAUUCAUAGAAGACUUUUAAAUAGUACGAGCAGAGAGAGGAGAUAAGUACUGUAUUUUGGUUUUAGCACCUGUUAAAAUAACCUUAGGUUAUUAUGGAUUUAUGAUUAAUUUAUGAAGAGGGCAAAGAUUAUAAUAACUGUGCUUCUUUAUCUGAGAAAGUUAUAAAGUCUUCAUUUAUACUCUUCAUCUUAGGUGCUCUAAUACAGUGAGCAUAUUAAUGUAACGGGAGUAUUCAUCAAACAGAGAUCAUAGUGGAUCCACAACUAAGCCAGAAAAAAAAACUUCAGCUUGCAGAUUUGCUUACUCAUAAAGACUUUGUCCAUUAAAUGUUACCAAAGUAAAAGUCUUAUGUUUCAACCUGUUUUGAAAGUUAGUAGUCUUUUGCUUGGAUAAGGAGGCAAUUUCAAAGCCCUCAAAUUCUUAGGGCUUCAGAUUUGAAACUAUACAAAAUCAUCUAGAAUUAGCCAGUUGAUUUCCAACAUUUAAAAAUGUAGUAUGUAGGGUGAAAGUUGACUUCUAAGAUUCCUACACUUCUCCAGGAAAUCCUCACCAGUAAUUAUCUUUGAACAUCAAUGAAUAUCCUGUAAACUAGAUCAGAAAUGAUCAUAGUUUCCUUUGAUCCACAAUAUGGAAAAGUUUUUGGCAACCUGGUUAAAGGGAAAAUAAAGGUAGUUACUUCAUAUCAUACAGUAUUUUCUUAUGAAACUGUUAUGGCAUGAUUUCUUAACACUGAAGACAUAAUCCAUAGUAACUCAUGACUAGUGUUUCCCUGUUUUAAAGUCAGAAUUGACAGAAAAACUGGAAUGGUGCUGGCACUCUUCUUCCUCUUCAGUACUUCAAUUCUGUGUUGUAAUAGGGUUUAGGGUGGGAGGACCACCUGGGCCCUUUGGCUGGCUGACUCAGACACCUCGACCCUUCUAGGUAGACUAGAAGAUGAAUGCAGACAAGUGGGCCAGAGAGCCUUGCUUGUCCCUGGAAAUGCUAACUCACAUCUCUGGUAUCAAUCAAGAGAGAAGCUCCCAUGUCACCUUCAGGCCAAAGAAGAUACUUAAGACAGUAUCAAGGGCCCUGAAGUCACUCUGGCUACAGAUCUAUUUGUUUUUUUGUGGGGUUUGUGUGUGUGUGUGUGUGUGUGUGUGUGUUUGUGUGUUUAUUUAUUUAUGUAUUUUUAUUUUUAUUUUUUAAAUUUACAUCCAAGUUAGCAUAUAGUGCAACAGUGAUUUCAGGAGUAGAUUCCGUAAUGCCCCUUACCCAUUUAGCCCAUCCCCCCCUCCCACAACCUCUCCAGUAACCCUGUUUGUUCUCCGUAUUUAAGAGUCUCAUGUUUUGUCCCCCUCCCUGUUUUUAUAUUAUUUUUGCUUCCCUUCCCUUGUGUUCAUUUGUUCUGUCUUAAAGUCCUCAUAUGAGUGAAGUCAUAUAUUUGUCUUUCUCUAAUUUCACUUCCAUCCAUGUAGUUGCAAAUGGCAAGAUUUCAGUCUUUUUGAUUGCCGAGCAAUACUCCAUUGUAUAUAUAUACCACAUCUUCUUUAUCCAUUCGUCCAUCGAUGGACAUUUGGGCUCUUUCCAUACUUUGGCUAUUGGCAAUAGUGCUGCUAUAAACAUGGGGGUGCAUGUACCUCUUCGAAACAGCAUACCUACAUCCCUCAGAUAAAUACUUAGUAGUGCAGUUGCUGGGUCGUAGGGUAGUUCUAUUUUUAACCUUUUGAGGAACCUCCACACUGUUUUCCAGAGGGGCUGCACCAGUUUGCAUUCCCACCAGCAGUGCAAAAGAGAUCCUCUUUCUCCACAUCCUCGCCAACAUCUGUUGUUGCCUGAGUUGUUAACAACAGAUCUAUUUGUUAAGCCUGAGUGUGAGGCAGCCAAAUAUUUUGUUGCUAUAAUGCUGUAUAGCUGCUCAGAUAUAGCUCAGUUUUCAUGGAUUUGUUUCAUCUAAUUUUAUUUUUUAAUUUUUUUUUACAUGUAUUUAUUUAUUUUUGAGAGACAGAGACAGCACAAGCGGGGGAUGGGCAGAGAGAGGAGACACAGAAUCUGAAGCAGGCUCCAGGCUCUGAGCGGUCAGCACAGAGACUGACAUGGGGCUCGAACUCACAAACCGCGAGAUCAUGACCCAAGCCGAAAUUGGACGCUCAACCGACUGAGCCACCCAGGCGCCCCUGUUUCAUCUAAUUUUAGUUUUUCCAUUAAAGUAGUCAAUAUCAGUAGCAGGUGAAAAGUAUUUGUAAUGAUCAUUUAGCAAUGAUAAAUUCUUUUUGAUAUUUGAUUUAGUAAUUUCAAAAUGGUUAACUUUUACUUUAGUUAUGGUUAUUCCUGGGCAUAAUUCUUACAGAGGCAACACUGUUCAUAAUACUAUAUUUUAAAAAGAAGGUAGGGGCAUCUGGGUGGCUCAGGCAGUUAAGUGGCCAAUUUCACCUCAAGUCUGGAUCUCGUGGUUCACAAGUUCGAGCCAUGUUGGGCCUUGUGCUGACAGCUCAGAGCCUGGAGCCUCCUUCAGAUUUUGUGUCUACCUCUCUC
This is a messenger RNA of Acinonyx jubatus (cheetah), 4713 nucleotides long. RefSeq names its product mitochondrial tRNA translation optimization 1 (gene MTO1). NCBI's taxonomy places the organism in Eukaryota, Metazoa, Chordata, Mammalia, Carnivora, Felidae. Bases 118 to 2196 code for a protein of 692 amino acids. Gene Ontology annotation, molecular function: flavin adenine dinucleotide binding. The transcript has 12 exons. Gene Ontology annotation, biological process: tRNA wobble uridine modification; tRNA methylation. Gene Ontology annotation, cellular component: cytosol. The record is from RefSeq and is a predicted model, not a curated record.